Messenger RNA from Mesorhabditis spiculigera, 528 nucleotides. The record is from the annotation of a GenBank genome assembly. Lineage: Eukaryota; Metazoa; Nematoda; Chromadorea; Rhabditida; Rhabditidae.
AUGGAGAGCCCUCCCGUGGACCCGGCCUCGAUGGACCCUGGCCCUGAUGCUGAUCUCCAUGAUCGUCUCCUGCCUGUUCCCUCCUCAGUGCCCUUGCCGAUCCGCUCCUGGACUCCUGGACCCCCAGGACCCUCCGGAAACGACGGCCAGCCCGGUGCCCCCGGAAACCCCGGCUCCGAUGGUGCCCCCGGACCCCAAGGACCCGCUGGAGCUCCCGGAAACCCCGGAGGCCCCGGACAGCCCGGACAACGCGGAGCACCCGGAGAGCCCGGCACUCUUGUCCCCGGAAACGGUGGACCCCCCGGACCCCCUGGACAACCCGGACGCUCUGGAUCUCCCGGACAGCCCGGACGCCCUGGUGGCCCCGGAAAGGACGGAUUCCCCGGUGGACCUGGAGCUCCUGGAGAGCCUGGGCAGCGUGGACCCCCUGGACCUCCUGGACCAUCUGGAGGACCCGGCGGAAAUGGACAGCCUGGUGCUCCUGGAUCUUGCGAUCACUGCCCCCCGGCUCGUCUUGCCCCUGGAUAU